AUGGCAGCAACUAUUGAAUUAGAUGAAUUAUGCCAAAAAAUAUUAGAUGCAACAGUAUCAAUGAGAUUAAAAGAUGAAGACAAUAAGAAUGAUAUUGCUACAGCAGAUAAAAUCAAAAAGUUUUAUAUGUUAGAAGAAAAUGAAAAUAACAAUAUUCUAAUCAAGAAAGUUGUUGAAGACAAUAUUGAAGAGAACUAUGGCAAUAGAGAAUUUGACGUUGAUGCUUUG
Molecule: messenger RNA, 228 nt
Organism: Racocetra fulgida
Lineage: Eukaryota; Fungi; Glomeromycota; Glomeromycetes; Diversisporales; Gigasporaceae
Source: the annotation of a GenBank genome assembly